AACCUUUUAUAAUUCUUUUCUUGGUUGACGAGCUACCGUGUCGCGUAUGCGGCUGUAAAUUUUCUUUUUUAGUAUUUUGAAAUACACAUGGUUUCUUAUUGACUGAUAGGAAAUAUUGGAUUUAGUAAUCAAUUAUUAUUGCAAGGCUUUAGUGCAGUAGUUAAAUAACGAUGAAUUGUGUUGUGAUUUAAUGUAGUGAUACUGCAGUUUUGGAGGUAAAAUGCCCGCUUCCAUUUGCGACCCAGUAUCUAGCGCAUUGCGUUUAUCUUUAAGUACUGAAGAUUCUCAGAGUUCAUCAAUAUUAGACAGUAGACUUUAUUCAUCAGCUAAAAGUGUUCUUUUAACUAAAAUUGAAUUUGAAGAAUCUGGGGAUUUCCAAAGUAAUGUACUAGAUGGUCUGAAGUCUAAGUACGUGGUGAUUCGAUCCAAAAAGCCUGUACUGGAAAGUAAACUUCUGAAGAAAGACGGAAUUUCUGGAAAUCAUUCUUCUGAGAACAAUAAGAAUGGAGAAGAUGGUUUACCAAAACCUAAGAGAACAUUAUUCCCUGUUGAUAAAGUACAAUUGGGAUGGCAUACUGCUUGGGCUGCUGGUGCUGGUAUGCAGAAUGUUGGUAAUACUUGUUACCUGAAUUCUACUUUGCAAGCACUAUUUCAUGUGCCUGCAUUAGCUAACUGGCUGGUUUCAGAAGCACCACAUGCAGAAAAAUGUAAUCAACAAGAAGCUUGUGUCAUAUGUGGUAUGCGUGCUACAUUAAUGGCCACCCAAAAGAGUGGUGGUGCUCCUAUCAAACCUUGGCAAGUGUACUCCAAGUUACGUCUUAUAUGCAAACAUUUAACACCUGGUCGGCAGGAGGAUGCUCAUGAGUUCCUUAGAUAUCUGGUAGAAGCAAUGGAGAAGUGCUAUUUGUCGCGAUUUGUCAACACUGAAAAGUUGGAUCAAUACAGUAAGGAGACAACCCCAUUGAAUCAAAUACUCGGAGGAUACUUACGCUCCACAGUUCGUUGUCUUGCUUGUCAACACCUUUCUACUACUUAUCAGCACUUCCAGGAUUUGUUAUUAGAUAUUAGAAAGCAUUCCACAUUGGAUGAAGCUUUGGAUUCAUUUUUUUCAAGAGAAAGAUUAGAGGACUUAGGGUACAAAUGCGAAUCAUGCAAUAAAAAGGUAUCAGCAACAAAGCAGUUCUUUAUAGAGCGUGCUCCUAUGGUACUUUGCAUUGCCCUAAAGAGAUUCUCAUUAGCUGGCGGAAAGCUUUCCAAACAUGUGCAAUUUCGAAAGAAGAUCACAUUAAAUAAAUAUAUGUAUAAUAAAAAUAAUCACCAGUAUUUGUCAUACAAAUUAGUGAGUCUAGUAACACAUCUUGGUCCAUCACAAAAUUGUGGCCAUUAUACAGCUAUAGGCCAAGCACCAAAUAGUAAUUAUUACCAGUUUGAUGAUAGUAGUGUCCGGCCAUUGCCAUUGUCAGCUGUGCUUGGUACAAAUUCUUACAUUAUGUUUUUUGAAAAAGAUAACAAUAUUGAUGACAUGUCUGUUCCCACCGCAUCAACUUCUAGUGCUGUGUAUGGUCCUCAGUUGCCAGAAAAUAUAUCCAAUAGAGAAAAGAGUCCCCUCAAGUUGACAUUUUAUAGAAAUGAUGAAAAGAAACCAAUAACUUUUAAUACCACUUCCACUGAAGUAUACAAAUCAGAAAAUAAACCUAUAAUAUUAAAUACUACACUGAGCAAGUCAUCAGAUUCAGUCAAUUCUAAUUCUGAACCAUGGGUUGUUAAACAGAAUGGUGAAGUUGAGAAGGUGACACAAGCGCCGAAAAUAUUAAAUGGGAUUGAUAAGUCUAACUAUAAAAUAGAAGAAGACAAAAAAAUAAGUUUUAUAAUAAAGAGGCAAAUCAGUGAUGAGUGUCAUAUAAAAUCCAAACUUUCAAAAAGUGAUACUGACCUUAGAAUAAUAACCAGCAACCAUUCCAAGGUUCCUGAGAAGUCUGCAUCAACAAGUAAACUUAUUAGGACUCAAAAAUCGCCUUUAGAGAAAUUGGAAGAACAAAUGAAUAAGAAUGAUCUGUCCAAUCAUAUUCAUAGAAAUGGUAAUUUAAAUUCUAGGCUUGUUCCUUAUGAUUCAGAAUCAAGUGGAGAUGAGCGUAGUGACAGGUUGACUGAAGAUAGAUUAAAAAAAGAAAGUCCUAAAGAGGAAGGCCAAAAACCAAAGCCAAGUAGGUGUUUGUCACCGCAAGCUCUUAUUGUUACCACAAAGGGAAUGCAUCACUCUUGGACUGUUUCUAAAGAGAAGAGUGGACCUCUGCUCAGCCCUAGUUUAAAUGGUGUUACCAAUAAAAAGGUGAAAGAGAAGGAAGAACGACGUGCUGAAAGUGAAGAUAGUGUUAAUACCAGUGUGAGUAGUAUGUCCCCGCUGAGCGAUCGCAGCGAGCAUGCGCAUGUACCGGCAGUGACGACCGCGGCCACGCCGCCCGCAGCCUCGGUGCCCUCGGCUGCUCCACAGCAGUCGUUGCUGCCGGGCGAGGCCGCGCGUCACCUCAAUUCAUUGUCUCAUCGUGGCUACGGGGCACCUAUCUCUUCAUGGAAUGGCACACAAAGUGUGCUGUCGAGACAGGUGUUCGAGGAAAGACGUGAGGAACGCAAACGUGCCCUCGAAGCUACAGAUGAGAUGGAUCGUGGUCGUAAUAAAAAGAUUAAGAAAUUUCACCAUUACAACCGUUUUAAUAAUAACAGGAAUGGAUAUAAUCCCUUUCAGGAAAGACAGAACAGACCACACUGGGGAGGCAAUUUCAAGCACCGCGCCGAGCGACGCCCUCCGCAUCAUUUCAAUAAACAUCAUAAUAACAAAUACAAGCCACGUUUCAACAGGUAUAACAAUGGUCACCACUACACAAGCCACCAUUGACCCCGGUUGGCCAAUAUGUUUUUAACUGUAUAUAUAGAUAGAAUAUUGAUUUAAUAUUUAGUCAAUCUUAUGUAGUAAGCAAGUCAUGGUGAAAAUAUUUAGGAUAUUAGGUUAUAUUACACUUCUGACUCCAUGUUGCUGAUUACGGAAACCUCACAAAUUAGCAAAAGGGAUUCAUAUUAAAUAUACCAUUUAAUUAUGUAAAAUAUACAUAGAACUGCCAGUUCUUACAUGCGUAAAUUAAUAAUUUUGUGUAAUAAUUUUUUUUAAUUAUAGCUAUAACAAAUCUCUGUGUCAUUGUUAUUAAUAAACGAUACAAAAUUGCCUCAAUAGUUAUAUUAUUGUAUUAUAGAAUAUAAAAUAUUAUUGUAUAGAACCAGAUUUUACGACAACACCUAUUUUCAUUCCAACUUUUAUACAUCAAAAAUCUCCUUAAAGUCAGUUGAUAAAAGUUAUAAUAAUGGUCCACUUUGUUUACCGUCAAUGGUUCAUUUUUUGAAAUUACGAUGCCAAUACAAACAAUGCUUUGCAAUUUCUUAAAAACAAAAUGAAUAUAUAUACUAAAUUUCAACCUGUCGAACAGUCAGUUUGUCGUGUUUAUUAUAAUUAUUAACGAGAUUAUUACAAAAUGAUUAUUUUCUUACGACAGAAUGAAGGUGGUCUAUUAUUUUUACCUAAGAGAUCGUAUGUUUGUAAUUAUAAUUUGUAUAUAGUCAAUGCCAGGUCAAUAAGUGCAUUUAAGUUUGCUCGCGUUCGUUGUCUAAUAACAGAAUUAUUAUCACUGAUAUACUAAAUAAUAAUAUGAUAUGCGAUUUUUUGUUAGUAUUGGUGCAUAUUGUCAACUAGACAUCACAGAUAAAAUGUUGUUAAAGGCAUAAGUUUCUUAUAUUGUUUGAACCUCUAUUGUCUCAUUAUUAUCACCAUAUUAUGCAGCCGUUUUAGAUAUUGAAAAAUAUACUUUUAACUAAUGAAACUGGAUUCAAUAAAUGAAUGUUUAAUUUGUAUUGUAUAGAUUAAUAAAAAAAAAAGAAUUUAUAACUAUAUACAUUGUAACUGUUAUGUUUGCACUAUGGUAUUUGCUUACCAAGCGGCUGGUUUCAGCGAAAAAUAUCUUUUUAAAUAUUUUAGUUUUACAUGCAAGACCCAGUGUUUAAAAUAUUUUUUCAAAUACUUUGAUUUUGUUUAGAUCUGUAGCGAGAGGUCUCUUAAUUCAAUACGGAUAAAUGAGUUAUCUCAUUUUUUGCUGGAACUAAUUUUAAACAUGUGAAAUAAAACACUCUUCUUCGAUUAAAAUAUUAAAUGCAUUUAUUUAUACUUUCAUAUAAGUAUGUAUAGUAUACGUAAUAAAAUACUUUAUGAUCUUACUGGACGUUCCGAAAGAAUAAAAUACUUGUUAUAUAUGCAUCAUAUAAUACGACUCAUUUCGUAUAACUCGGCAAUGUACUAGCCCAUUAUUUUAUAAAAUUACACCCUCGACGGGAUGCCUGUUAGGCGAUUGGAAAAGCAAAUCAUAUUAAUUUCUUUAAAGCGACCAUUGUAACUCCUCCGGUUUAAAAAAUUCAUGUUUGUAACCUUAAAUGUAACUAAAAUUUAUCUGCGGUUCUAAAAUGUUGAAAGUUCAAAAUAUGACCAUAAAUAUAUGUUGUAAACAUCAAAUGUGCGUAUUUAACGAGUAUUGCUUCCUUUAUGUAUUUUCAUAUUACGCAAUAAUUAGGUAUAUACAAUAUUUUUCCAAUUGCAUUUCACUUUUAUGAAUGCUGGUUACAAUAUAGACAUUGUAGUAGUGUGUUGUGUAAAUAAGUAGACUAUUUGAUAAUGAAUUAAAGCAAAACAAUUUAUUUAA
This is a messenger RNA of Galleria mellonella (greater wax moth), 4736 nucleotides long. RefSeq names its product ubiquitin carboxyl-terminal hydrolase 36 (gene scny). Gene Ontology annotation, cellular component: nucleus; cytosol. The transcript has 11 exons. Gene Ontology annotation, molecular function: cysteine-type endopeptidase activity; cysteine-type deubiquitinase activity. Bases 221 to 2893 code for a protein of 890 amino acids. The record is from RefSeq and is a predicted model, not a curated record. Gene Ontology annotation, biological process: protein deubiquitination; regulation of apoptotic process. NCBI's taxonomy places the organism in Eukaryota, Metazoa, Arthropoda, Insecta, Lepidoptera, Pyralidae.